Molecule: messenger RNA, 5320 nt
Organism: Amoebophrya sp. A120
Lineage: Eukaryota; Dinophyceae; Syndiniales; Amoebophryaceae
Source: the annotation of a GenBank genome assembly
UGGUCAAAAAUGAUGGCCACAGGGGCAACCACGGGAGGCGACAUGAAAGAUACGCAUGGCACAAACAUGGGGCCACUCGGACCACAUGGGGUUGGGCGAGGUUUCCGGUUCUUCCAGAAGACCCCAAACGCUUCGAGCUCCGUUCCAAGCUCGACAACAUGGCCCGCCGCGUUCUGAAAUCAAGAGCCCGAGUGCCUACGCUAUGGAGAAGCAUUUUUGGUGGGGCCGCGCCGCUUUAUGUGUCUCGCACACGCGUGAGACCGGUCUCACGCACCAAAACCAUUCGAUCCCGGCGGCAGAUCCUUCACCCGCCGGGUUAUAGCGAAGCUUGCUAAGUACACUAGCCCCGGCAGAUUGAUCCCAGGCCGGGAUCUGCUGCCUUGUUUGAUUGCGUGACGCCAGCGCGCGGGUUGCCCCCCGCCGGGCGGUCUCACGCGUGAGACACAUGAGGCGGCGCGACCCCGCCCGGGGCGUUGGUUUUCGCCGUAUCGGUAUGUAGUUUUUUAAGCGAGACCGGCCGCCCGGGGCGCGAAUGUAUGUUUGGGCCGCGCGCCCUGGUAGCGUGCGCCGCCCCCCUGCCGCUCAGACUAUGGCGAGCUAUGCAUGGCGCGGCGACGCUUCGCACCGCGCAUUGAUUGGCACAAGACCUGGGUCGCCCUUUAGGGCGACCCCUUGGUGACCGGUCCUAGGAGUCUGGACAGGAACGAAGGCAGGUAGGGUAGAGCAGCCGCGCCGCCGCAGAAUGGCGCCGGCGGCGGUGGGAGAAUGAAAGACAGAGAGACGGCAAGGUAGGCGCGCCUCAAAAUAGUAGAGACACCGAUAGCGCAAGGGCGCGAAGGGAUUACACGCGGGCCGUUUGCUUCCGAGUAGCUAGCGGGGCGGUCGGCCCUCGCUCUUGUUGGCCUAGCCGGCCGGCCCGCCCGAUCCCCGUGCGCUGCCGGCUUGCGCCUGGGCUGUGUUGCUUCCCGCGCCAACCCUUCGCGUGCCCCUAGAGGGCUUUGUUGUUUCCUUGACAUGCCCUUGGCUACGGCCGAGGCCCAUAGUUCCAACUUUGGGCGGGUGACAGAUGAGCGAUUCUGUGGCCGGCGGUCUUCGGCGGCCCAAAAGGGCAAAGCAACGCGCGCGGCCGCAAACAUUGCAGCACGGACGCCGGGGCCAGAGACAGGCAGGCUAAACCGUAGGACCAGAACCCGAAACCCUAAACCCACGCAAGUAUCUUCCUAGCGCAAGCGGCCCCGCGGCCGGUGGCCUUCGGCCGCCGCAAAGAAAGAAAGAAAGGGGAGGGCCGGGGAAGCGCCGUGCGAAUUAAUACCGACAGAACGCAGCGUGGAAAGCCCGCGUUACCGCAAAGCACCGACGCAGCACGCGGGUGCGCGGAGGGGCCCACCCCCGGGCCCGCCGUCCCAAGGGCCACCAAGGGAAGGAGGGCCCCACAGGACCCCCAGGGGGCCCCCCAAAGGCCCCCCCGCUAGAAGGGGGCAAGGGCCCCUUCUAUCUUCUUCUCCUGUUCGGCCUGUCUCCCGUGUUUUUGUCCUUCCCGGGGGAGGGCUGGGCAGCCAGGUGGCGCGCCGUUGACCUUAUUCAAAAGAAUAAGAAACAAAGCCAGCGGCAGCGUUUUGUUUGCUUUGGAAGAUUGCAGCGAGCCGCAAAGCCGGCCAUUGUUUACCAAAGCUAACUUCUAACAGGCGGCGCCUGCCUCGCUUCACAUCAAUUUUUGGGGCUGUGUGCCCAGGCAGAUACUCAGCCAACUAGUCACAGAAAGUAAGCUUGACGACUCCGGGGCCGGCGCGCACUAUCUCGCGCGCCCGCCUAGGCUAUGACGUGCUUGCAUAAAAAGGGCGCGCAGAACAAGCCGGCCGAAGAAGUGCCUGGAAGGGGCCUGCCUUGGGGUUGUCCCGGCCUCCGUCAUCGAUCCAUCGCGAUAGGGCCAAUGAGUGCGACCAUCGGCCCCCUGUUUAUUUUGGCGCGCAAUCAAUCACAAAAAAGCGCAUGGGAUGGCUUCAGGGCUUCGGUGGUAAGGCGGGCCGGCAACAUCUAGCGCACAUUGACCGUAAGCACGCGUAAGAAAUCCAUCGGAGGCGGUUCCGUUCGGCUGAUGUGGUCGGGUGGUGCCCGUAGGAAGUGGAACGGGUGCCCACCUAGGGGCAUUUGCAGAGGCCAAGCCUGUUCUAGCGCCCAGGUAUUGGUAGAGGCCAGGUCUGUUCUGACACCUCGCCUGCCCGCCCGGGGUUAAAUGGUGACGACUACUACUACUUGGCUUGGAUUUCCGCCCGGGCAAGACCUCGGCCAGCUAGAUUCGCGCGCGCGCUCUGCAUGUCCCUGUCGGACUGUCCCGCAGGCAAGCCGGCCCCCGUAAGUUUUAUUUUCCCCGGACCCCCCGCCAGCCUUGGCAAGUUUAAGUUAACCGACCGCGGGCGCGCGGUUGCCCCAGCCGCCCCGGGCGCCUUUGCUGGGGUGGAAUCCUUUCGCCGGGCGGCGCGCUCCUGCGCUUUCGGCGCUUUCUCCUCGCGGGCGGGCCAAAUUUCCUUGAGAGGGCAUGCGUGCCGAAGAUAGACAGCGCCCGCUCGGGACUAUGUAUAUAGAAAACAGUUUGGGUGCGCUUCCCCUCCAGCGCCGCGAGCGUGCGCCCCGUCCGCCCCUUUUCCCGUGAUGUAUGUUUUUCGCGAAGAUAUUAAGUUGGGUCCUGGCCCGCAGGGGCUCCGCCUCAAUGGCAAUGCCCUGGGGGAAAGGGGGCCCCGGGGGCGGGUUGGGGGGUCCAGGACCCCCCUGCCACGGGCGGACUCGUAUCUUUUUGUCCUGCCCGGAUUUCUGGACCUCUUUUCGGCCAUUGUUGUAUUGCUAAUCCUUCUGCGAAAUUCGAUUUCAAGCUUCUUCCCGGCUGCGAUUGGGGUUGCGCAACCUCCCCCGGCCUCGUUUCAUGUGCGUCCAAGAUUUUACAUACAAAGACAAACACAAAUGCGCGCGCAAGCGAAAACCUACUUGAAGGAGCUAGGCAAAGCCGUAGCGGAACUGGCGAAGGAGAUUCUGGGCGCGGGGCCGAGAACCAUAGCCGCGCUUAUCAAUAAAAUCGUCUACGGCCAGCGCCGUGAACAAAAACACGAGGGCCUCCCUUGUCUUGACGAUUUCCCAUCUUCGCUAGAGGAGGUGAAGAUGCAGCGCGAUCUAUAUAACGAGUGGCAUGACAAACAAAGCGCUACUACUCGGACUGGGGGCUACGUUUGGUCGAAAGACCAGUGGCAUGUGAUGAAGAUGCGUCAGUCUGUGCAGCAACUACGUUUUGUCUGGGAACAGCCUGGACAGUCCGAACUUCAGAUCCGAGACGUGGUAGGGAAGCUAUUGCAUUACGCCGAACACUUUCAAAAGACUGGAGCUGAACCCGACACACACACCGCAAACCAGCACGGCCGGGGCGGACACCAACGCGCCAACCGACGCGCGGACGCGAGCGUGUGGCCACCAGAGGAACCACCAUCUGAAAGCAAUAUCGGCUACAGGACCCUACCCAAUGAGUUCGAGGAUGGUGUACUCGACAAGCUUCAGAAACUCCACGAAGAAGUGAAAGCAUACAUAGGUCCUCCAAAGUAAGAGAGCCGAGAGCGGGGGGCGACCAUGAGCGUAGCAGUGACGACAGCUGGUCGCGAGGACAACGAAGACGAACAAAAUCAUGAUGAUGGUAGAAGCUACUGCCUCAAGCAAGAUAUAAUUACCGUCUCAAGACGGUCGAUAUCGAUACUUCGCCAAUCUUAGAGAACGAAGCGUGAACAUGUGGACAGGCCCCUUUUUUUAACCCGUUCCACAAUACCCCGCGCAAGCUACAUGAUGACGAUGAUGAUGAGGGACGCCUCUAGCAUAAAGUAGGGCCACCGAACGCAAACCCACGUAGAGCAACGCCGAGUAGUGACGAUGAAAGACGAAAAGGUAUAGCUGUAAACUCAUAGAAAAUAUGGAAGUGCUGCAAGUACAUGGCACAUCUAAGUGCAUUGCAUUGAUUGUGAUUGCGCAGGAGACUACAAGGAAGAAACUCUGAACAAGUUCCUACACGAAAUUGGACACGAAAGCCUACCUCCCCUUCGUUCUGAAGUUGCGCCUACAGAUCGAUCCUGAACAGGGGAGCGGCCCCCCGCCUUUCUUUAACCUCCUUCGCGAUACCAUGAAGAGGCUAGAAGAUGUCCAUGAUGAGAACGCGGAAGUUGUUGAAGGUCCUGCGUUUGGGAGGGAACACGCAGGCGCCUUGUAGGUCCUUCUAGUUCUAGCUUCAGCAAUGUAGCAGCAGCAGUAACAUAUUUGCUUCAGCUUCAGGUGAAGCUGGUGUAGCCAAUCGAUAUACGAAGCCUUUGAAAGAAAGAAGUAUACAGGAAUCUCGGCCAAAAGCCCACAAGCAGAGUUCGUGUCAGCACUGAUGGCGGAACUCUAGCGCCGCGUGUCAGCAGCCGCGACUGACGUCGAUUUUUCCUCACCGGAGUUCCCCCGGUGGCGCACUGCGCUAGUCCUAGUCUUAGUGUGAUGUUGCCCUCCAAUUAUAGUCGACGCCGAAGCCGGCAACGUGUAGGAAAGCUAGUGGGGCUUCUACUUACUCGCCCCUUCACUCGUAGGAAGUAACCGGCUGCAUCUGCAAGCGCACCACCUAGUGGAAACAGCGCACCUGCUGAUGGGGCUGCUCGCCCAUUUACCCCUUGGCUUCGCCCGCCUUUCCGUCCACAAGUAGAAUGCGACAGGCGGCCUGAGUGUGAAAAUGCGCUUCUUACUUUUUAUUAAACCGAAUGCACGAGAAAUGAGAAAGUGUUUCUUUCUUUGCCGCGAAAAGCGGCAUACCGGACGAAAUCAACUGCUUUAGGAUCUUCAAGUGCAGGACAAAGUGUGACACUUUUUUUUUUUGAAUUCACGUCUAAGGCGAUGACCACAAAAACGCAAUGCAGUUGUAGUCCAAGGCUGUCGCGAAGAAGGUGUCGGGAAGAACGCAGAAGUGUGAGAAAUGGCGCACACAAAAGAAGCACGCCGUCCCACUAGAACAAGUCAACGAAAGAGACGCCGAUGCUGUUGGAGCGAAAGAGAUGCAACGCGCUGUCCGUCAGCCGGGUGCGCCAUUCUUUGAGGCACUUGCUAUGUAUCAGAGCCUUACAACAAACACGAACAGGGCAGCAAAAUGUCUCAAAUGUAGCAGUAGCUCGUAUGUUUCUAGCUACUAGCCUUCGAAGGACCAUGAUCCUCGGCCACGGCCCGAUGCGCAGCAGCAUGCGAAGUGUAUCUAUCCAGCAGCAAGGUCUGCGCACGUUCGCUCACAAUCACAUCACUUCCUUAUUCGUUUUUGCGUUUUCGUUUU